AUGGAACAGACAAAUUCUAUAUGGGAUAUCUAUUCCAACGCCAAAAAGCUGCUUCCAUUAUAUCCACGAAUGGAAAAUAGAACCUUAAGAGCAGAAUCCAGAAGAGUUCAAACUGGACGUCAACGUUCCUCCAAAAUGGGUCUCAACAUUGAAAAAGACGGUGAUGUGAUUAUGGAUGAAACAGAUUUUGCCUUAUUAACACCACUUUCGAACUCGGCAACAUCCAGCUCUCCAGGUUAUUCAAAGAAUGCAAUUUCCCAAGGACGUCACUCCUCACAAGUCCCACCUAUAGGUAGCAGCAACACAAAUUAUGUUAACAAUAUUGCUUCUCGUUCAGGAAAGUCCUUAUCUGGAAAUGAUAAUACAAACAAUAUGAUAACUCCUCUCUCUAUGACAUCGGAAAGCCCGAAUAACAUCACCAACACUACUUCCGGUACACUGUCAGCUAGCCAUUCGACUACAAACUUUUCAGAUAAAUCUGAUACUAAACAGACGACUGCAAAUGAAGGGGAAAGUCGCAGUCAAAGUAUAGGAGGUAAGAAUAGUGAACUUUUUAAUGACAUGAGUGUCGCUGAUUUUUUGGACUUUAAACAUGAUUCGGCAUUUUCUUUGACCCUUGACACUGAUAUAAUGAAGGAAAUCGAAAAAAUUACAACCAAACAGCAGAAUCCCGAUACCUUCAAACAUAAAACGUUUACUGCAAAGGCGAUGCCAUCAGUUUCCGCCACUUCAGCAAGCGUUGUGUAUAGACAGCAUUCUAAUUCAGAUGAUGCUAAUUUCAAUAUGUCCGUUUUCAGCAAGGGCCAGAAGGCAAAUUUCUCGAACGAUGGCAUUUCUCCUCAAUCUACGCUUAAGGAUUCAGGAAAUUCUGAUAUUUCACCUUCUUUUUCCAAGGAUAUUUCGGGGAUGCAACAGCCCCAAAAAAGUUUUAACAUACGCUCACUGCCUAAAGCUGAUACAACUACUGAGUCUCAUGAAUUACCGAGUAAAUCAUCGUUGAUCCAAAAGCAAAAGCAAGCUCAGAGUAAGAACACAAAAAAGAACAUUUCUUCUUCGAAGAAUACUAAGGGGAUAACACAAUGUUCCAAUUGCGGUACAACAAAGACACCCCUUUGGAGGAAGGACUCACAGGGAAACACACUCUGUAAUGCAUGCGGAUUAUUCCAAAAACUUCAUGGUACUAUGAGACCACUCUCGUUAAAGACCGACGUUAUCAAGAAGAGAAAUUCUAGAAGACAAUCGCAUCAUAGAAGAGACUCAUCAUCCAAAGAUGAGCAAGAUGUCGUUUCAUUAUCUGCCCCUUCAAGGUCAAAUGGCUUCAAACAAACCCAGUUUCAGAUUGGUGUGGCAAACUCUCUGGGUGUUUCAAAUAGUCCGUCGUCAUUACAAUUUGCCUCUUUUAGGCAACAGGGUAAUAUACAAUCACAGCAACAAAGAACUUCUAGAUUUUCCCACGGCUCAUUGCAGAGACCAAAAAAUGUUCCUAUUCUUCCAAAGCCACCUAAUUAUUCUAAUGCCUCCAUAUCCAUAACUUCCAAUGCGAUUGGAUCGGCAUCACCUCCAGCUACAGGCAACAAUUUUAACAAUUAUUCAACCACGGUUCAACCUCAGGACAUUCCCGAAUUUAAAAGAAGAAAAUCGCUCGCUAAUAUGUAUUCUUCUCAGCCUUCAUCUCCUAUGACUUCUCUUUCUGGAAGCGUGGGAUACUCUCCUUCGGCAUAUUCUCCAAUGAUGAGUGUACCUUCACCAGUCCCUGGAUCCGGUAUACCGUCUUCGAUAACAAGAAAUGAUUCCAUAUCGUCGUUAUCUUCGUAUGGCGUAUACAAAGAUCUCAAUAGCAAAAGGGGUCUUCCAGUUACAUCCGGAAGUUUUAAUAACAGUUUCAACGGCUAUGGAAGCUUUUCAAACCGUAACUCGAUGAGCACGCAAUCUAUUACGAUGAGCACCAACACUUUUAAUAAUGUUCACAACCCGAUGUCGGCGAAUAAUGGAUCAACACAUUUCAGUAAUUUGAGUGCAGGGAUGAAUGCAAUUAGACAGGUAAAGGGUCAUGCAAAUGGUCCAUCGAGCUUAUCCAAAUCGGUGGUAUCAUCUGAUCCUGCAGGUAAUACUUCUACUGGAAAUGCGAAAGCUACUAAUAAUGGAAGCACAUUAAAAGUCAACAUGGAUGAUCUUGAAUGGCUUAAAUUUGACGUUUGA
Messenger RNA from Brettanomyces bruxellensis, 2199 nucleotides. RefSeq lists its product as uncharacterized. Lineage: Eukaryota; Fungi; Ascomycota; Pichiomycetes; Pichiales; Pichiaceae. The coding region runs from base 1 to 2199 and encodes 732 amino acids. Gene Ontology annotation, biological process: negative regulation of transcription by RNA polymerase II; positive regulation of transcription by RNA polymerase II. The record is from RefSeq and is a predicted model, not a curated record. Gene Ontology annotation, molecular function: RNA polymerase II cis-regulatory region sequence-specific DNA binding; DNA-binding transcription factor activity, RNA polymerase II-specific; zinc ion binding. The transcript has a single exon.